Messenger RNA from Elaeis guineensis (African oil palm), 1841 nucleotides. RefSeq names its product pentatricopeptide repeat-containing protein At2g18520, mitochondrial. NCBI's taxonomy places the organism in Eukaryota, Viridiplantae, Streptophyta, Magnoliopsida, Arecales, Arecaceae. The record is from RefSeq and is a predicted model, not a curated record. Gene Ontology annotation, molecular function: protein binding; mRNA binding.
GGUAAUUCCAGGCACCCGGCCGAGGGCUUGGGCAGUCCAACCUGUGGUAAACCCUUCCCCUUCUUCCCCAAAACCUAGGGCUUAUGAAAUUCUAAUUCUCGCAGAAGAGGAAGAGAUCCAAGGGGAGGGAGCCAUGGCUUACCGGAAGCGACCCGCCGACGACGACCACCCUCUCUCCGAUCCCAGCAAGCGCCCCCACGCCCGCUCUCCCCCCGCAGUCGCCCGGGCCCCCGCCGACGACCCUCACCGGAGGCGGAAGACCUUUCCCUCCUACCUCGACGUCCCCGAACUGCCCACGAAGAUCCGCCUCCUCUGCGAGAUCAUUGCCAACACCCACCCCGCCUCUGCCGUGGAGCGCGCCCUCGACGACGCCGGCGUCCGCGUCUCGGCCACCGAAGUCGAGGAGGUCCUCAAGCUCUCCUACUCCCUCCCCGGCCCCACCGUCGCCUUCUUCCGGUGGGCCGGCUCCCGCCACCUCGCCCAUCAACACAGCGCCUACUCCUGGAACCUCGUUGUCGAUAUCCUUGGCAAGAACGAGCUCUUCGAUGCCAUGUGGGACGCCGUCCGCUCAAUGCGCUCUGAGCGCCUCGUCUCCGUCGCCACCUUCGCCUCCGUCUUCUCCUCCCUCACCGCCGCCGGCCGGCCGGAGGACGCCCUCACCGCCUUCCAAUCCAUGGACCUCUACGGCCUCCCCCGCAGCACGGCUGCCCUAAACUCCCUCCUCGUCGCCGUAUGUCUCGAGGGCCGCAUCGCCACCGCCCGUACCUUCCUCGCCGCCGCUGCCCCUGUUACAGCCCCUGACACCGACACCUUCGCCAUCCUCCUCGAGGGCUGCGAGAAGGAGGCCGACCCGCGCACUGCCCGCGAGGUGUUUGCUGACAUGAUUGCAACCAUCGGCUGGGACCCAGCCAACGUCCCAGCAUAUGACGCCUUCCUCACCACCCUUGUUCGCUCCGGCCCAGUUGGGCUCGCCGAGGUCUUCAAGUUCCUAGACAUCAUGCAGAAAAAUCGGUGCUUUCCAGGGUUUAAGUUCUUCCGGGAUGCUCUCGAGUGUUUUGUCAAGAAUAACGAUGCCUGUGGGGCGUGUCUGCUCUGGGAUUUGCUUGCAGGCCGCCAUGGAUGCUUCCCUGACACGGCUAUGUACAAUUCAAUGAUCACCCUGCACUGCUACCUCAACCAGAUCGAUAAUGCCCAUCGGUUCUUUGAUGAGAUGAUUACAUAUGGGGCAUUCCCCAACUCACAGACCUACAACGUGAUGCUCCAAUUCUUUUUGAAAGUGAGGAAGCUAAAGGAAGCUACUGCCAUAUUUAAUGAGAUGGUUAAGAACGAGUUUUGCCCAACUGCAGCUAAUUGUGCUUCAGCCAUUAGAAUAUUCCUGGAUUCUAAGGACUGGGAGAUGGCAGUGAAGGUUUGGAAGUGUAUGGUUGCCAAUGACUUGCAGCCACUGGAGAAGAGUGGGAACAUGCUGGUUGAAAAGUUGCGGGACAUGGAUAGGCUCCCAGAAGCUUGUAAAUAUGCAGAGGAUAUCAUUGAUCGAGGCAUUAAGCUGAACUCAUCAACUCUCUCGAAGCUGAGGCAGAGCCUACAGAAAGUGGGUAAGGGAAGUAUUCAUGAUCAUCUCCUCAAGAAAUGGAAAUCUCAUUAGAAGCCAAAAUUUAUCGGCUUACACCACUUGAAUGAUAUUUAUUUGCACUAUUUGUUUUAAUUUUUGCCUUUUAUAACUUUAGAGCGUUCCAUGUAAAAUGUGCUGAAACAUAACAAUGUACCUUCUUUCUCAUCAUAGAAUGUUUUGGAAGAUUACCCUAAUAUCCUAACCUUAUUGACAUGGGAUUUACAGGGAA